CCAUCCCGCAACAUAGAAUAAAGAACCGACUUAUGAAGCCCAAACACACGGCUGCACGCACACAUCACAACACUUCAAGCGAGACGCCAUGCUGCUACGCUGCUACUGUUGCCGGAUUAAAACUGACUACUGUCACCAAGUCUAGCAAGCGUCUCAGGAGCUGGCAACCUCGGCGCGUAGCAACAUGGCGGCGCUCUUGAGGUUCCCGAUUUUAAUGCAUGGGCCCUAUGGGUAGCUUGUCCUCUAGAGUCAGUAUAGUAACUCUAUGGCGCAAUGCUUCGAUGGAAGCGUCCAUUUCUACCUUGAGGGGUGGCAGGCGCGGGACGCAGGCGGCAAAGCAGAGGGCGACUAUAGCUUCGCGCCCUGCCAUAACGCUGCCGCGAGCUGCCGACGCUGGCAGAGAUACAAAGUAUGGAAUCGUGUCGCAUUUUUUAAGUUUUAGUGACCCCGUUCUGACCCGACUUGGUUUAGUUACAGCAGUGGUGCAGCAGGCAAGCUUUGUUCGGUGUCAAGUAUGAGCGCGUCCAAGUGUACUUUCGUCCAGGACUGGACGAAUCCGAAACAUUGUGAGUUUGCCACAUGGGUUAGGCCCGUAGAAAAUAACGCGAACGCGGCGUACUGUACGCUAUGCAGAAAGCAGCUUUCGCUGAGCAACAUGGGAAGAAGAGUGCUGACAAGUCACUCUGUAAGUAAGAAGCACCGACUUGCUGCAAACGGAGCCAGGACACCUUCUGUAGCUUCGUUUCUUACGCCGCCAGCAAGUGAACCGUCGGGCGCUGUUGUGACCAAAGCUGGGCCAGUGGCGUCAGGUUCUGCGCCGCCUUCAUCUUCUUCAACCACAGCUACGGACAUUCAACCCGAGCGUGCGGCAAAGGAUAUUUUUCAACGUGGCACAGAAGUGAUAAAUGCUGAGGUGAUGUGGUGUCUCAAUGCUAUCAUGACGCACACAUCAUUCCGUGCUGCCGCGGCAUCGGCUUCUCUGUUCCCGUUGAUGUUCCCAUCAUCAGCUACUGCCAAGAAAGUGCAGCUUGGCAAAGAUAAGGUGGGAUAUACUAUUGUCUAUGGCCUCGCACCUUUCUUUAGAGAGAGCCUCGUGUCGGAAUUGAACCAAGCCUCCUACCUCGUCUUAGCGUUUGACGAAUCGUUAAACAAAGUUGCACAGAAGGAGCAAAUGGACGUGUUGGUUCGCUUUUGGUCGGAUGCAGAGGGAAGCGUGAAAACACGCUACCUGACGUCAUGCUUUCUUGAGCGCACGCGAGCUGAAGAAUUGGUGUCCGCAUUUAAAAGUGCCACUGAUGGACUCUCACGUUCGAAAAUUCUUCAGAUAUCAAUGGACGGGCCAAACGUCAACAUGAAGUUUCUCCGUGAGAUCAAGCAAGAACUGUGUGAAUCCAAUGACGGCCGCCAAAUUCUCGACGUUGGAAGCUGUGGCCUUCAUGUGGUGAACGGCGCGUUCAAAACCGGACACGCGUCAACAGGAUGGCAACUUGUGGAAUUUCUCCGGGCUAUUUUGCUGCCCGACCACAGCUCUACAGUGUCAAUAAGAAGCAAUUCGCGCAUCGUUUCUUAUGUGACUGGCUAUGUUGCCCGUAAGAUGCUGAAAAAGAGCAAGUGCGAAGAGUGUGCGAAAGAUUUGCUACGAGACACCCGCGAAGAACUUCUUGAGGAGGCACGCCUCACAAAGCAUGUUGACAGGGGCGGCCUGCUCUACCCAUCCCGCGGGCUUGUGCAAUGA
This is a messenger RNA of Dermacentor albipictus, 1735 nucleotides long. The record is from RefSeq and is a predicted model, not a curated record. NCBI's taxonomy places the organism in Eukaryota, Metazoa, Arthropoda, Arachnida, Ixodida, Ixodidae.